AUCAAAGCAGACAUUGUGCUUCUUGAAUCAGAUGAUAUUGCAAAGGCAAUCUCAUUGGAGACUUCUAGACAAGCAAUAAGACAUCUGGUCAUUGGAGUUUCAGCAUCUGGAAGCAUUUUUUCAAUGUACUAAAAGGAAAAUGAGAAAGUACCUUACAUGAUUCAUUAAUGUUUUUGCAACUUAUUUCCAUGAUUAAUAUGUUCAUUAAGGAAAUCAUUUUUUGCAGGAGAAGUCUGUCACUGAUGAGGGCAGAUGACUUAUGUCAAGUUAUCUCAGAAAAUGCUCCCAGUAUUUGUUCAGUCUAUACCAUUGGUGAUGGAAAGCUGCAACAACUACGUCCUGCAAGUUCAGAGCAGAAUGUGAUAACCAUGGAUGACACAAGUCAUCUACUGAAAAACAAACCUACAUCACCAAGAUAUGGAAGCACAGCUGCAGCUUCAGACUUUUCGACCUCUACCUCCGAACCCAAACAUCCUGAGUUUUCCCUGAAACAUACUGCCCGUACUAAGACAUUAGUAAGGGAGACAUUAGAACGCAGGCAAUAUACCUUUAAGGAUUUAAACAUUAAGUUUGGCAAUGCCAGUACUCAGAGUCAAAGUUCUAGCAGUGGAGACUCUGGAUCUUGGGUUUCUGAUCGAACAUCUCCUGGAUGUUCACUAAUAGGAACCCAAACUGAUGUCCCAUCACCUAUAGGAACUCUGCAUAAUGGUGGUGCUUUCGCUGCGACUUCCACAACAGUUUGUUUUAUGAACACUCCUCCUGCAGGAACUCCACCCAUGAGUUCUUAUAUGGCCACACAUCCUGCAGGCUCCCGUGCAGGAACUCCACCAGGAGGUUCUUAUGUGGGCACUUCUGCAAGAACUCCACCACAAGGUUCUGAUGUUGGCACUCCUCCUUACUCUUACGAUAUAACGCCACCAUCAGUUUCAUUUCUAAAUAUUCCAUCAGAUUCCAAAAGAGGCUCUUCUAGUAAUCAGAUAGCUGAACUGGAAAAGCUAAGAAUUGAACUUAGGCAUAUUGAAAAGAUAUGUGAACUGACUCAUAAUAGUUUUUUUAGCUGA
Beta vulgaris subsp. vulgaris (sugar beet) is the source of this 1061-nucleotide messenger RNA. RefSeq names its product U-box domain-containing protein 35. The coding region runs from base 168 to 1061 and encodes 297 amino acids. NCBI's taxonomy places the organism in Eukaryota, Viridiplantae, Streptophyta, Magnoliopsida, Caryophyllales, Amaranthaceae. The record is from RefSeq and is a predicted model, not a curated record. The transcript is spliced from 4 exons.